AUGUGCCACUUGGCUACACGGAAAUGCAGAAGCAGGAUUUGCGGAUAUGACAAAGUGUCCAAAACAUGUUUCUAUAGUUUUGACACCUAUUCAGACCUCAACCAUAAUACUGAGACAACAAAGGUCGUGAUCAUACCAGAUGGUGGGUACUGUUAUAGUACAUAUUACCUUUUGAACGGAGCACGGCAGAUAACCGCUUCGUCUGUAUAUAGUGAUGGAUGUGAUACAAGAGGUGCCAGACUCUAUAGCGUAGCGUCUGAUUGGCAUGAGGGGGCAUGGAGUGCGGGGUACGCUGACACAAAUCAGUACAUACAGGUGCAGUUCAAUUGUCUAAACCAGGUUUCAGGGGUGGCCUUACAAGGAAAAGUUCUCAAUGAUCAAUAUGUGACUUCGUACAGAGUACUCUACAGCUGUGACUGCGUUAACUUUCAUACGGUCACUGACACGUAUGGGUAUUAUAAGACAUUCGCUGGAAACACAGACCCGGAUACGGUUGUUACAUCGAUGUUGCCAAGUCCGGUGACCGCUCUCUGUGUCAGAAUCAACCCAGUCACGUACAAAGAUUGGAUGUCCAUGAGGUUCGAAAUUCUCGGAUGUCCAGUGAAUGAGCUGCACUGCAUUAAUAAAUAAUUUAUGUUGUAUGCUUGCAAAC
Mya arenaria is the source of this 652-nucleotide messenger RNA. Its product is annotated as adipocyte enhancer-binding protein 1-like. The record is from RefSeq and is a predicted model, not a curated record. The transcript is spliced from 4 exons. Lineage: Eukaryota; Metazoa; Mollusca; Bivalvia; Myida; Myidae. The coding region runs from base 1 to 630 and encodes 209 amino acids.